AUGCCUCUUCCUAGUGCCCCACGCCCUUUAGCUCCAUCGUCCGAUCCAACCUCUCAGUAUACUUUACUUGAGAAGCUCGGUACAGGUAGCUUUGGGACCGUUUACAAGGCUGCAGACAAGAAUGGCCACAUUGUUGCUAUCAAACAGAUUGACCUAGAGGACACUGACGAUGAUAUAUCAGAAAUUCAGCAAGAAAUCUCUCACUUGGCUCAAUGUGAUUCUGACCAUGUCACUCGCUACUACGGAUCAUUCGUAAAGGGAUACAAACUUUGGAUCAUUAUGGAAUACCUCGCUGGUGGCUCUUGUCUGGACUUGCUCAAACCAGGUGUAUUUCCCGAAGCUCAAAUCGCUGUGUUGGUCAGAGAACUACUCCUUGGCCUCGAUUAUUUGCACACGGAAGGGAAGAUCCAUCGUGACAUCAAAGCUGCCAAUGUCUUGCUAUCAGGAUCUGGAAGUGUUAAACUUGCCGACUUUGGUGUUGCCGCUCAGCUGAGUACAACAUUGAGGCAUACCUUUGUCGGAACUCCAUUUUGGAUGGCACCUGAGGUUAUUAGACAAGCGGGAUACGAUGCCAAGGCAGAUAUAUGGUCCUUAGGCAUUACAGCAAUCGAGUUGGCGCUCGGCGAGCCUCCGUUGGCUGAAUACCACCCAAUGCGUGUCCUGUUUCUGAUUCCCAAAGCAAAGCCGCCCGUUCUUGAAGGAAACUUUGGUGCUGCAUUUAAAGAAUUCGUGUCUUUGUGCUUGACGAAGGAUCCCAAGCUUCGUCCAUCAGCAAAAGAGCUUCUGCAACAUCGAUUCAUCAAAGGCGCUCGCCGUGGUACGAGCUCCCUAACCGAAUUGAUUGAGAGGUACCAAGAUUUUCGGACUCGUCAGCCACGUGCACCGAAUCCGAACAAUCAUCCAACUAUUCGUCAGUCAAUCUAUGAUACGUAUGCUGGAGGAGCGGGGGGUACUAUGCGCAGCGAAUGGCUGUUCGAAAGCGUUCGAAGCAACGCACCACCCAGCGGUUAUAACAGCGUACGAGACAUACUAUACGAAGAAGAUGGAGAAGGGAACGAGAUACGGUCAGGGAAGAAGGAUACUUAUAGUAGUGCGAGCGCAGCCUUUGGAUCGGUAAUCGAGGAUGAACCUCAAUCUCAAAAUUUAGACAAACCCGUUAAGACUCCCACAACAUCUACCCCUAGCUCACCUGUGACGGCCAAGAGCUCGGUGCCAACGAUUGGAGAUGGGGCAGCAUCGCCUACAUCUCCCCGUCACCAGAAGCGUUCGAGUCACGCUGCGCGAAAUGAUCCCAACGGUACCGUCGUUCAGGAGGGUGACGUAGGAGAUGGAAUGAAUACUAUGCGACCGGUAAAACGAGUGGACGCUGCAGGCUCUCUCCGUCUUUCCAAUGAAUAUGUUGGAAGUGUUAGGAGCCGUAGCUCUGGUGAUAGCGGUGAAGGAAAUAACGAGAAUGGGCUUGGUGAGAGUGUAAUAUCCAACGGUGAAGCGAAAGCAGCUCGGAAGCGCGCGAAAAGCCUUGGUGAAAGUGCCAAGGCAGGCACGGCACUUGUAGAUGAGGUCGUUAUACCUGUUCUACAAAGACAUAUACACGAUGACAUGGAUGCUCACGAGAUCGAAAGCAUGAGCAUGCUCGCGAGAGGAUUUGAAGAUCUCAAGAAUGCCAAUCCUGAGCUAGCAUACAACGUCAUUUUAGACAUGUUGUCGGGCAUCAAUGAAAAUAACGUACUAAGGCAACAUAUUUCAACAAAACGAGGGAUGUUCCCGCAUAAACGCAUACACCGUGGGACCGAAAUGACAUCCGAGGGGCUUGUUGUCACCGAACAGGCGGAAGAGGUUGGAGGACAAUCGACUGAAAACCUGGAUGCUCAGAAACGGAGCCCGAUCGCAGAAUUGCUUUACCUCCGUUGGCUUGAAGGAUUGAAGAUCAAGGUAUUUGGGUGA
Molecule: messenger RNA, 1944 nt
Organism: Rhizoctonia solani
Lineage: Eukaryota; Fungi; Basidiomycota; Agaricomycetes; Cantharellales; Ceratobasidiaceae
Product: Serine/threonine-protein kinase
Exons: 8
Coding region: 1-1944 (647 amino acids)
Biological process (GO): protein phosphorylation
Molecular function (GO): ATP binding; protein kinase activity
Source: RefSeq, a predicted model, not a curated record